This is a messenger RNA of Pelobates cultripes (western spadefoot toad), 10902 nucleotides long. The record is from the annotation of a GenBank genome assembly. Lineage: Eukaryota; Metazoa; Chordata; Amphibia; Anura; Pelobatidae.
CUCAGUCUGGUUGACUUGUUGCCUUUCUGCUUGUAGAAUCGAAAACGGCUUUGGAAAUCACGAACCAAAUGAGGCAAAAUUUGAAGAAACAGAAGGAUAUCCAGCAACAGAUCUAUGAACUGAGUCAGGUUCGACAGGCUGAAAAGGUAACAUUGCAGGAUAUUAUUACAUGCAUUUUGCCACAAAGAAAAUUAAUCCAUGUUUUAUUGCUUUUGCCCAGUUAAUCCUUUCCAGCAAGAUUUUUACUGGUAAACUGUGUGUAUCUGUGUGUAGAUGUGUAGCAUGAACAUAGUUAAAUUAAAGCGGAACCAGAUGGCAGGUGCCAAGGGCACUCAUGAUGAGUGUGAAACUGUUUUGACACAUAGCUGUGGGGCAGCACAAUGGGAUUCUAGGCACCAUAACCACAACAUCCAGCUGCAUUGGUUAUGAUUGUAAAAGUGUUUCUUUAAAUAAAAUUCAGGUAGACCCUUUUUGAUACUCCAAUGGGUAAAGUGCAUAUAUUUUCGGUUGUAUUUUGUUUUUUAACUUAAAAAGCUGUAAAAUUAUAACUGUGUAAUUUUCUUAGGUUGGGAAUACAAAACAAGUCCACCAGUCAAAACCUGAAACUGGUAGUAUAGUGUUUGAGCAUGAGGUGCCUGGCCAGAAAAAAUGGAAACUGGAUUUACAGGUAAAUGAGAGAAAACCAACCAGUAAAACCUUUGAGUAAAUCACUAUUUGUAAAACGGGUUGCCAUGACAGGCUCAUACUUCAUGAACAACACUGUUUUAGCAAACAUACAACAGGAGGUGUUGUGGGUGGAGAUAGCACUCAACCUGGUUAGUCACAAACUUGCUGUGUUCUGGUAAAAGCUUUACCAAAUGCUGGAUUUUGGGGAGAAAUUGAUGGAAUUUACUCACUAAUUCUCAUUUAGAAAAGGUUCAUAGACAAUUGAUCAUUGAAAAAAAAAAAAAUAUUGAGCCACUCGAGAAGUAAUGAAUAUUUGUUUUGGAGACCACAUGCAGGCCCAAUAUGGUGUUGGAUGUCGGAGAUUACACAGAAUCCUCAGAUGAACAGUUAUUAAACUACAUGGAGAAUUUGAACUUCAUUGAUCUCUCCAGGCUUUCCAAAGCCAUUAAUGGGGAUUCCCAUUCCUGCUGACUACAUACAUUCUUAAGUACUGGAAUACAAGUGUAUGUCAUGUUUUGUUUACUGAGACCUUCACAAGCCUCAACCACCACUAUAUUUAUCCUCCUGGCAAAAAUCCAGAAUGGUCAAGAGAAGGUGGCCAUUUUAAAUGCUACCAAAGGCAUAACUCUGUUUUAAUUUGAGGGGAUUGUUCUCACUUUCUUCUCUGGCCUAUCCAGAUCACUUUUCUCUGGUGGAGAUCACUUCAGCCUCUUAAGCAAUCUAUAUCUUCUCAUGAUGACAUGCCAAACCUCUGGGCAUUUCACAUUCAUUGAUCAUUACACACAACAACUGGGAGUUCCAAGUAUCAGAUAUAUAGGAGAUGGAUGCUAUCCUGGGAAACUAGGUCUGGAGUGAGAGUCUCCUGACAAAAAUUAAAGUCCUGCUACGGCUCCAACCAACCCACCAUCAACAGGGUAGUUACAAAAAUAAAAGAUACGUACCUUAUGGAUAACGGCACAGGUCAGAGGUACUUUGAAAAGAUUUGAAAAACUUUUGGAACCAUGGCUAUAUAGCGAUGUAUAGAUUAACCCAGGCAUCACAGCAUUCAUCUACGAACCUCGUCUACCAUAAACUGACAGACAACCUCUUCUAAUGACAGGAGCGGGACCCGAACUGCGGGAACCCGAGAGUGGAGGGUAAAGGUUUCUUAUUGCCCCAUGUCUUCACUAGCAAUAUUACUCCCUCCCCGCACCAGGCCGGUUUUCUUCACUCUACUACUCCUGUUCUUCAGCCCUUUCCUCCCUUUCUUUAGAACUAUCACAUUGCCAUGAUAGUUAGUGAUAUAAAAUUUCAAACAGCAUAUUAAAGCCAAUACAGCCCACCAGCACCAUGUGGCCUAUAAAGGAUCAUUGCUUAAAACAUUAUUCUUCUUUCUCAAAACAAGAGAUCUGCCUGUCGGCACCGAGAAGUAGAGAAUUUCUUUUUCAUUACUAUCUAAUAUUUCCUUUAUUUCUUAAUACCACAAAAUGUGUGAUAGCUUUAUAAGUAGUACAAGUGUAUGCACACAUGCGCUGCAACUAUGACAUUAUGUUGUUACCCUCUUGUAAAUUGACAUUUUGUACAAUUGUUUCACCGAUUGAGCUGCCGUCACACAAAAAUAAAGAAUAAUAAAAUAUAUAUAUAUAUAUAUAUAUAUAUAUAUAUAUAUAUAUAAGUCCUAAGGGACAUUUAUGGGAUCCAGCACAAAUCACUCCAUUUAUAACAGCAGAGCGACAAACUACAUAGCCAGCAGUUACUUGAGUCUCCAACUAUGCUGCUGCUCAUCCUGUGAUGUUUUGUGCCUGACUUUUGCUGUUUUUAUGUUUCUUCUUUUUCAUUCCUGUGGCCCUUUUGUGCUUUUUAUCACAUAGCCCAGAUCCAGCAAACAGUCAGAUUUUUAUUCUCACCCCCCCCCCCUCUUCCCCCAGUUGCUUAUAUAACAAGAGCUGUACAUAGUCUUUUGGCUGUGCCACAGUUUCUCAUGUUUUAUUUACUAGGCUAGCACUAAUGGCUAUCUUAUAGUAUCAUGCAUUUCUUGUUUAGUAAAAAGGGAACAAGAUGAUUGCGCACACAGUGGUAAAACCUCGAAAUUGGUAAUGGUAAAAACAAAGGAGAAGCCAAUCUACCCAUCAUAUGCAACUAUAGCCACAAUAAUAAGGCAUUAAAGAAAAUUCUAAAAAAACAUUGGCCCAUCCUACUACAAGACCAUGCCCUAUCUCAAAUCUUACCAGCAAAACCCAAAAUAGUGUUCAGGGGUGCUGCUAACUUAAAUAGACUCUUGGUAAAGAACCAUAUUAAAAAAACAAAAACCACCACAUUCCUAGAUAAAGGAAAGGGCUUUUAUGGAUGUGGCACAUGCUUAGCAUGCAGGAACUCAAAUAAUAAAAAAAGACACAUGAAAAAAUUUAAGAAUUUUAAUAAUAAUGAAGAAUUCCCUAUUAAAGACCUUAUAACCUGCCAUUCAAACAAUAUAAUAUAUCUAUUAGAAUGCCCAUGUGGUUUAAAAUAUGUGGGACGCACCAAACAAAAUGUACACACUAGGAUUGAAGAACAUAUCAGAAACAUCAAGAAAAAGUUUGAGGGACAUAGUGUAUCACACCGUUUUUCCUUAGCGCACAAUAGCGACCCCACACGACUCAAAUUUAUGGAUAUACAUAAAGUUAAGGGCAAUUGGCGAGGAGGGGAUUUUGCCAAGUUAUUGGGACAGAGUGAGAUGAGGUGGAUAUUCAACCUUGGGACUUUAAAACCACAGGGUUUGAAUAUAGACUUCGAACUCUGCCAUUUUAUCUAAACACAUAUAUUUCAUUAGGUUCCACCAUUUCUUAUAUAUAUGUAUACACUAUUGCAGAUAUAGUAUAUAUAUAUAUAUGAUAUAUUAUUUACAGAUGUACAUAUAUAUCACCCCUCCCCCCCCACCCAGUGGCACAUUAUCACAGGUUUCCACUGUGAAUACCACUUAAAGAAUACAUAACUUAUAUCCCUAGUAGACUCAAUAUAUCUAAAAGGAUAUCCAUUUUAAUAUGAUUUCAUUUAUUACUAUCACUUUAAGAACACCCAUCAAUUCAUUACGAUAUAUCAUUAUAACUAUUGCAUUGCCACUUUAAAUACCACCUCCACUAUAUUGUACUUUUUUUGUAUUUUUCUCCACAUGUACUCUUUACUGUACCAUUGUACGAAAUAACGUUUGGUAAGCUGUAUAUGUGUUUGAGCGCUCCACUUACAGGUGUAGGUCCUUGUUACACCGCACUAAAAUCUACACUGGUAAUUAAAACCUAUAUAAUAUGAAAGAUAAAAAUAUCAUGGUAUAGUAUGUAAACACAAAUCAGAAUGGUGAGAUAACUUGGAACACUCACAACUUAAAGAGCCAGUUAGAAGUUGGCUCUAGACUUCCAACUUCUAAUUGGCUCUUUAAUUUGUGAGUGCUCCAAGUUAUCUCACCAUUCUGAUUUGUGUUUAGAUAUUAUACUAUGAUAUUUUUAUAUUUCAUCUUAUUUUUUUUUAAUUACCAUUACCAACUGCGAGGUUUUACCACUGUGUGUGCAAUCACCUUGUUCCCAGUUUGAUCUACGUAUGUAUUAAGUGUGAAAGUGACAUUGCACUCGGGUGAUUUAUUGACUGCACUGGGUUUUAAUUACAUCGCCAUUGAUCCUUAAAAUGUUUUAGUUAUUAUUUCUUGUUUUAUGUUUGAAUUAUAUUUUUUGUUUUCAAAAAUCCCACAGUUCUGGCAUUUACUCUCUUUUGUAUUUAAUAUUUUGAUUGUACAGAUUUGAUUGUAACGCAUAAGCUUGUGGUGCCCCAACGGCAGUCCUCAAGCGCAUCACUUCAUAUAAUAUUAGGGGCAUUGAUAAAACUUGCACAUUUUUCUUUUAAGUAAGUGAAUAUAUUCAUGAGGCGUAAGUGUCGCUUUAUCUAAGUUUGCAGGCUAUAGUUACAUGCGUAAAGGUUGCUUUAUGAAUGUCUGACUUUCAAGUUAAUCUAAAGCUGUAAUUUCCACGGGUUCUUGGGCCCAAUGUAUUCUAACGUGUGUGGUGCCGGUUGCCAAGUCGGCAUGAGCUCGAGUGAUACACGGGUUUGUGUUCUGUCAAAGCCGUGUGAGUGGCCAUGUCAGGAGCAUGUCCCUGCCCUGUGAUGUUUCUUACUGGAUGUGGUAAAGCAAGUGUGGUUGUCAGGUUUUCAGGUGUGUGCUAUCGAGUGCGGAGUUGUGUGUACUAGCAGGUGUGUUAGUAACUGAGUCCCAGUAUAUAGUCCAGCACUUCAGGUUGGGGUGGAAGUCCCCAGGCAAUCUUUGCCUCGGCUCGACAGUGGAUCUGAUGGGUAGAUUGUGGUCGGAGGGCGGAAGUCGGGCCCGUCUUCCCCAAAGCCCUGGGCUGUCUGGAAGGCCUGCAUCCUUGGGCCACGACCCGAGUAUCUCCUUUGGGAGGCCGGAUCUUGUCCCUGUAAGUGGCUGCACUGUGUCCCGGUGGCGGGCUGCCGUUCAUGGCUUUGAGUCCACCGCGCUGGUGGCCGAUGCUUCGGGAGUGUUCCCCUAGUGGCCUUCAGCCCUGGUGGGCCCAUCAUGCGGGUAUUGGUUUGCAGUGUUGGGAGCGCCCAGGGGAGAACAUUUACUCUCUUUUGGUUGAGAGCUAUGGAUAUGCUGUACUGUCAUAUCAUUAUUAGUAUUAUGAAUGUAAUAUCAAGCAUAUGUCCAAAUGUGAAAAAAACUUUUUUUUUAAACAUGGCAGCAUGGGUAGGGAGACAGGCAAUGAGGGCAACAGUAAAAUUGCUUCUUUCCAUUAGUUGUGUCGGGAUUUAGGGAUUUUAAAUUGUCAUUUUGUGGCUAAAGAAAGGGUAGGGUUAUGAAUUUGUAAUUGGGGGUGACUAAGGGAUUGGGGACCUCUAGCUACCUGGGAAGGAAAGGGGAAGGAAAGGGGGCUCAUGCCACUAUUAUACUGGGUCCUUCCCCCUUUAAUACUAUUAUUAGGGCCCACUCACUGCCCAUGGGUGCGGGCACUGGAUCUUCCCAAGAAAGUGGGAGGGGGCAAAGGGGAGGACACUUGGCCUUCCCCACCUUAAUAUUAUUAUUAGGGCCCACCUACCAUGGAUGGAGGACUAAACUGUCUCCCUAUUAAUUUUAUGAUUGGCAUUGGUGAAGGCAUAGGAGGAGACACUAGGUGCCCCCCCCCCCCUCCCUUAUAUUGUAAUAGCUCCCAAAUAUUGUCCACAGGUGGGAAUAUGGGUAUUUGUUUUGAAGUCCCACACCGAUGCACUCCUCCCCUUCUUUAAUUUACUGUUUUGUACAAUAGGGAAACAAGACAAACAUUUAAGUCUAAUAAACACAUAUGGCAUACAGGAACAGAAGGGAAAGAAGGUCCUAUCCAAACAAGCUUACAAUCUGAAGGGAUGAGGGUCAAAUACACAAUGAGAACUUGAGAAGUGAGGGAAUCAAGUGAUCCUAAAAUACCCAAGGGUAGGAGGGUUGCUUGCUUUGAGGGAGCACAGUGAAUUGGAAAUGACAGAGGAAAGUUGUAGGAAAUGAGGGGUUAAGGGGAGAGCUGAUAGGCUUCUCUAAAGAAGUGUGGUCAAUCUGGACACUAUGCAGUCUGACAAGCAGAGGUGGGAAACAAUGUACAAGCAUGUACAAGACAUCUUAGUAGCAUCCUGAAUAAGAAAGGGGUGAACGCAAGUAAUGUUUUUAAGGUGAAAGAGUCAGGAUUUGGUGAUAGAUUUUAUGUAAGGUGUGAAGGAGUGUUCAGUCAUAGAGCGAGGUUUAAAAUAUUUAGGAAAUAUUCUCUUAUAGUAAUAUGGGGUUCUUAAAACCCUCAUGGGGGUUUUCAACUAAUGCAGCAGGCAAACAGUUCAGGUUUUUUCUUAAAGCAUCUGGGACUGGAUUCAAAGCAUAUGGUCUGGAUUUCAGUGUUUACGUUCAUGGCCUGAAUUGCAAAACCCAGACAUUAAGUAGUUAAAUAGUUUAAGCAAUGUCCAGAUUUUGCAGGACUUUAGUAAAACAAAAACAAGGCAGUUACAUGCAUGUUGUUGGAGAAACUGGGUGGUUGGUUAAAAUGUAAUUUAAAAAAAAAUAUUAUGGAGUAAACAAGUAUAUGGUUUAUCAUGUUACUCACAUUCCACAAUCAAAAUGUCUAUGCAAUUUUGCUUGAUGCCAUUAUUUAGAGAAGGAGACAUCUACUGGUGUUUAUACUGAGGGGCACAGGAGAUUAAAAUUUUGAAUAAAUUACAUAAACUGAAAACUUUGUACUUUCUUCCCAGAAAUCAGUUAAUAUGGGAAAGCAAUCAGAGAAGUUACUGUAUGCCAGACUUCGUUCUGCUGAAUUUGCCUACAAGAAAAAGGCAGCCAUGGUGCAAAAUCUGGAACAUGAAUUAACCAAAAGGAAACAAGAUAACUCUGUGCAGGUAGGUGUUUUUAACUGAACAUUGGCAUCUUUUAAAGGCAGUUGGAAAGGACCCUUUUUUGGCAAAUAAUGUGGAAGGCAGGGCUAGAUUGGGUUGGCCACUGGCUGUCUGUCAUAAAUUCACAGGGUAGAAGCAUUCACAGCUGUGAUUGCUGGGAGAAAACAUUCACAUUGCCCAACUUGUGCUGUAUAGUAAAAUAUAUGGAGGGUAAAAAUUGUAAAAGCACUUCAUUGACGCUGGCCACCCAAUCAAGUCAGACCAAGGGAUUGUGAUCCAUCACAACAUUAGAACAGUGUCUGUGGAUAUAGGGCUAUAGUUUUUUGAGGGAAUAUAGCAGGACAUUUUUCACUAGGACUUUCAUUCUCCAAAAGGUUUCCACUUGAUUAUGUUUCAGUAAUGUGCAGAUAAUAUCCAUCUAGAGCAGUUAAGAUGUGGUUUACCUACAACUGUCACGGACCUUCCAAGCAUAACUAAAGUACAGUCAUGUGAAAAAGAAAGUACACCCUCUUUUAAUACUAUGGUUUUACAUAUCAGGACAUAAUAACAAUCAUCUGCUCCUAAACAGGUCUUAAAAUUAGGUACAUGCAACCUCAGAUUAAAACAACUUUUGACAUAUCCCACCGUGUCAUGAUUUAUUUAACAAUAACAAAAAGCAAAAGUGGAGAAGCCAUGUGUGAAAACUAAGGAAACAGGUGCUGCUAAUCAAAUGCCCUUGAUUAAUUGAUUAGCAGCAAGAGUGAGCUCCUCUAAGUUUUAGCAGUUUGCUGGUCUGGAGCACUCAGGUGUGUGUUAACACAAUGCCCAGUAGAAAAGAUAUCCGCAUUGAUCUUAGAGAAGUAAUUGUUGAUGCUCAUCAAACUGGGAAGGGUUAUAAGGCAAUUUCCAAACAAUUUAAAGUCCAUCUUUCCACAGUGAUAAAGAUGAUGCAACAGUGGAAAACAUUCAAAACAGUUGCCAAUCUUACCAGGAGUGGAAAAAGAACAUGGCAGCACGGCUUUGGUUUGUAAAAUUGCAUCUGAAAACCACAAGACUUCUGAAACAAUGUCGUUUGGAUAGACAAGCCCAAAGUGGAGAUGUGUGGCCCUAAUUUACAGCCGCCCAUUUGGCGAAAACCAAACACAGCAUAUCAGCACAAACACCUCAUACCAACUGUCAAGCACAGUGGUGGAGGGGUAAUGCUUUGGGCUUGUUUUGCAGCCACAGGACCUGGGAACCUUGCAUUAAUGGAGUCAAUCAUAAACUCCUCUGUAUAUCAAAGUAUUCAGUCAAAUAAAAUGUGAGGCCAUAUGUCCGUCAGCUAACGCUUGACCAAAAUUGUGUCAUGCAACAGGACAAUGAUCCCAAGCCACCAGCAAAUCUACAACAGAAUGGCUGACAAAAAAAAAAAGAAUCAAAGUUUUGCAAUGGCCCAGUCAAAGUCCAGACUUCAACCCGAUUGAAAUGCUGUGGAAGGACCUUAAAUGAGCUGUGUAUAAACAAAUACCAGCAAACCUCAAUGAACAGAAGCAACACUGUAAAGAAGAGUAAGCCAAAAUGCCUCCGCAAUGAUAUAAGAGAUUUAUAAAGUCAUACAGUAAAUGAUUACUUUGGCUAUUGCUGCUAAAGAUGGUUCUAUUAUUGGAUCAUAAAGUCUACUUAGUUUUUCACAUAUGACUUCUCCAUUUUGGCUUUUUUUAAAUAAAUCAUCGCAGGAUGUAAUAUGUAAAGUGUUGCUAUUCAUCUGAGGAUGUAUUUACUUAGUUCUAAAACCUGUUAAGGAAUAGAUGAUUUUUUUUUAUGUCCUGAUAUGUAAAACCAUAGAAUUCAAAGAGGAUGUACUUUUUUUGCCCAUGACUGCAGCAGUUUAACAUGUUUGCCACCCUAAAAGCAAACCUUAUCUGCUGAGAAGAGUAAACUGUAUUGGGUACUGGUAAGCAAUUCCCCCUCUUUGUUUCUAACAGAACACUGGUAUAAAGACUUUGACACUCUAAGAAUCAAAUCAACUUUAGCUUAUAGAAGCAGUUUUGGUGUAUAGCUGCAGUCUUACUGCUCAAUUCUUUGCCAAUCACUUUUGUUUCUGUUUAUGCAGCCCUGGCCUAUCUCCUCUGGCAGUGACUUACACAGCUAGUUUUAACCCUGCAGCUGAAAACAUAGCAGUUUCACUGAGGGUUAAUCCAGCCUCUAGUGGCUGUCUCACUGACAGCCGCUAGAGGCGCUUCCGCGAUUGUCACUGUGAAAAUCACUCAGUAAUGCUUUCCUAUGGGCAGUUUGAAUGCGCGCGCAUGCGCAUCCGGAUCAGACGUCGGCAGGGGGAGGAGAGGUCACCAGCACCAAGGGAGUCCAGUGCUGGAGAAAGGUAAGUGACUGAAGGGGUUUUAACCCCUUAAGACCAGCUGGAGGGAGGACCUGAGGGUGGGGGGGGACCUAAUGACCCUAUAUUGCCAGGAAAACGAGUUUGUUUUCCUGGCACUAUUGUCCUUUAACUCCUAAAUCACAGAGAAUUGAGCAGUAAAACUGGAGGAGAAUGAGCCAUACAUCAAAACCAAUUCAUUAAGCUAAGGUUUGUAUUGGUGCUUACAAUGUCCCUUUAACUGCACAUUUCCCUAUGAGUCACUUUCAUUUUAUGUAGACAAAAAAAAAAUCUUCCACUUCCAAAUUUAGAUCAUUUCUAAUUUUGAGCAAUGUUUUCUAGGUGCAAAAACUGCUCUCAGAAGCGGUUAAGGAAGAAAACGACUUGUUUUUACAACUCAGUAGAGAACAGGCUGAGCUAAUGAAGGUAAAUAUUAAUUGUAUACUCUGCUACAUCUAUGUCUCUGAAUGUAAAAUAUACAGACACCAGCCAUGAUAGUUUAUAUUGUAGUACACUAAAAAUCUUUAGUGUAGCUUUUAUUGGUCUGCUCCUAGAGCUUGAGAUAUGAAUAUAUAUAUAUAUAUAUAUAUAUACCAUUAAACAAAAUUAGUAUACAGCAAUUGAAAUACUUUCCAUUAUAGUUCUUUCAGAAAUACAAUCAUUUGCUUUGGGACCUAUUCCUCUAUCUCAUGUUUCUACAUUGGUUUCCUGAACUUACAGCUAACCAGUCUUCAUUAUUCCUAAAUAGUCUGGAACCAUGAAGACUGGUUACAGUGUAAUCUAUAGUUUAAAUAUUUUUCCUAUCCAUAUUUAUUACUUUUUCUAUUUUAGUAUCAGAAUCAGAUGCAGGGCAAUCACUGGAGACUCCUUGACCACAGAUGUCGUUUGCAGGAAGAGAUCCAUCAGUUGGAGCACAUGGAUAAAGUAUGAAAUAACAGACUCUGGUGCAUUGUCUUGUAUUUCCAUCAUUCUCUUUCUCACACAACUCAGAUCAGUAUUAUCUCAAACUUGUGUCUGAAGAGUGAACUUUAUUUUUAAAGUGCUGAUAACAUAAGAUAUAUACUAGCAUGUGUUAUUAAAACUAAUGUGAUCAGAAGCAGAAUUGACCAUUCCUUUGACUCUCCAAAAGCCUUAGGGUUCUAAGAAGAUCAGGGAGUAGUUGCAGGUUGCCUUCCAAUGUCCAUUCAACAUGGUGGUCAGGAUAUCCAUACUAACAAUGCCAGUGAUUGUUUAAGAGGUGACUAAUGCAUUUUACACCAUUUUUUAAAAAAAAAUGCUAUGGGGGCUAAAAUAUGUGUACUGGAUAUGUGCAUCUUGACAUAUACUAGUUUUGAAACUGCCUUUUUCAUGAGACAUGAAUAAAAUCUUGGUAGUUGUAACUAAUAUACUCCAGAAGGUACUCAGACUAAGUGUAUUCUUCCAAAUAAACCCAUAAAUGAAUAAAUAAAUGCUUCCUCCUGCAGGAGCACAAGAGGCUGUCAAGUCGUGGUAUACUGAAAUCAUCAAGGGUGCACCCAGCAGUUGAAGAAGGAAUUCUUUAA